UUUCUGCCUUCGCAUUCAGAAUUCAUUUCGGUACUUUUUUAUUUUAUUUUAUAUUUUUCCAUCAACAAUCAACUGAAAUGACCAGUCGACUGCUGGCAUACCACCUACACGGCGCUCGAUGGAUUGCGCUUGGCCGUCGAGUGUCGCCUGUGCAGUUCCGGAGAAACGCCUCGUCUUCCGACAAACAAUCCGAUCCCACUAUCGGUGCUAGCGAGCAGACCACAGAACCCAAAAAUGACAGUGAGCCUAGCGUCGUUGAAACCUCGCCUGUAUACUCUAGGGAUGAGAUCGAGGCGGCUGACGACUAUAAGACCCCGCGUGGCAGCCGAACCGGCGCGCGCUCAGACUUUAUCAAGGAGCGGGAGCCUGUUGUUGUGCACAAUCUAGCCUACCCAAUUCACAACAACAAAUGGUACCGCAUCGUGCCAGAGAGCGUGGAUUACUUGCCGGUUGGUUACAGCCACGUCAACCGGGUGCCCAAGCUGGGGCACGGCCUGGAGCGUGUGCUGUUCAGCCCAGGAGUGCAUUGCUUGGAGGAUCCGCACAGUGGCGUGUACAAUUUUGAUCCCUAUAUUCGCAACAUCACACAGCCAGCUGAGUUUGACUAUGACAAGCUAACACCGUAUAUAACAUCUUCGAAGGACGAGACGCUCAUGGGGUACGCCCGCCAGCGUAGGAGGCAGUUUGUUGGAUCGACCUCGUCCAUGACCCACGUUUUGUCACACCUGUACUUUGCCAUUGCUGCGGGCAAGAAGCCCGAUAUCUCAUCGAUGUCAAUGGCAUUCGCAGACAUGCCGACCGGUUUCACUCGCGGCAUGCGGUAUCCGGCAUCCAUAGCGCUGCGCUACCAUGACGGGGUAUACGCGAUCGACGCUGACAAGAGCUUUGACGUGGGUGACAGCAUCCUGAGCAUUCUUGGAAAGUCGCUGGAGAAGCUACUGACGUCCACACCCAAAGAGUUUGACAUGUACAAAAAGAUGAACUCAUGGAAGGUCAAGGACAUCCCCGAGGAGAACUACCAUUACGUCGAGUUUGACGAGUUUGUUUUGCGCUCGCAGCUGGACUGCCGUGACGACCGGCUGCCGCGAAAGACAUUUGAUCUCAAGACGCGCGGCUCGCUGGCGGUGCGCAUGGAUCUGCAGAAUUACGAGAUCAGCAAGGGGUACCAGAUCCACACCAUGAAGGGUAGGCUGCAGUCCUUCGAGCGCGAGUACUACGACAUGGUGCGGUCUGCGUUCUUGAAAUACAACUUCCAGACGCGUAUCGGCAACAUGGACGGAAUUUUUGUUGCUUACCACAACACAGCUCGUAUGUUUGGUUUCCAGUAUAUUAGCCGCCAGGAGAUGGACAGGGUUCUUUUUGGCAACGAAGCCACGGGAAACAAAGCGUUCAAGUCAGUGCUCAUUUUGCUUGGCAAGCUGUUGCGCACUGUGACCGACCAGUUUCCGAAAAGGGACAUCCGAGUCACCUUUGACAGCGCCUCGAGCGGCGGCAACCUGGACAUGUGGGUUGAGGUCAUUAACGACGAGGCCGAGGCCGUUGCCAUGCAGCAGUACCAGGAGAACGGCAUAAUCCGUGCGCCCAAGGUGCAACCGAAGAAGGCGUCGGCUGCGGCGGAGGCCGGCGAGGACCCAUUCAGCACAGCUGACCCGCUGAGCCCCAACGCUGCCAACAAGGACGGCCAGGAGGACGAGCUGGCUGCGGAGCUGGAAGACGCGGAGAUCGACCCGGUCGAAUUUAUUUACGUUAACUCGGAAGAGCCAAUCCUGAAAUACACGAUGCAGACAUUCUCGACGUACAACAACCAGGACACAGACGGCCCGGUGACGGUCAAGAACAAGGACGAGCACUGGUACAUAAACUGGAAGCUCGCAAAGUCGCACAAGUCGCAGGACGAAGUUGUGGCUCGGUAUCGGGUGCUGCGGCACCGGCAAGCGACGUACUUUGAGCGCGCAUCUCCAGAGACUCCGGACGAAGAGUUGUCGCCGAUGCUCAAGAUUCUGCGCCGUAUAUCGCGCAAGAAUCUGUGGAGAAACGAAUUGCCUGUCGGCAAAGUUGUUGUCAACCGCAGCAGGAUCCCGAAUGUUCAGGCGGCGCCAAAGCCGUUACCGACCGCAGGCAAAAUGGGGAGGGGUGAGAGUGAUGAUUCCAGAAAGGCUUCCAAUGGUUCUAAGAAGACCGACAAGCCACCGUUGGCUGACAAGUUUGUAGACGAUGACACGGCCCUGGAGACAGAGUAUGAUGCGCACACAAACCCAGGGAAUGCGGCGAAAUCGAAAUCGCUGCGCCUCAAGAGCGCUAAACCGAAGACCAAGGCUAAGCCCAAGCCCAAACGCAAGGCCAGGAAGCCCAAGGCACAUUUAAGCAGCACAGGAAAGCCACGAACAGACUCUGGGCCAAGCAAGAAGGCUGACUCCGAUUAAGCUUAUAAUUUUAUUAGUGCUUUUUUGUCGGCUGAAUUUACCGUUGUAUACUUUUCUUCUUCUUGCCAAUGGACACGCUAAAAUAU
Molecule: messenger RNA, 2509 nt
Organism: Kickxella alabastrina
Lineage: Eukaryota; Fungi; Kickxellomycota; Kickxellomycetes; Kickxellales; Kickxellaceae
Product: mitochondrial protein Pet127-domain-containing protein
Exons: 1
Coding region: 78-2423 (781 amino acids)
Biological process (GO): mitochondrial RNA 5'-end processing
Cellular component (GO): mitochondrial envelope; mitochondrion
Source: RefSeq, a predicted model, not a curated record